This is a messenger RNA of Vicia villosa (hairy vetch), 5916 nucleotides long. RefSeq lists its product as uncharacterized. The transcript is spliced from 14 exons. Gene Ontology annotation, biological process: proteolysis. The record is from RefSeq and is a predicted model, not a curated record. Gene Ontology annotation, molecular function: cysteine-type peptidase activity. The coding region runs from base 3499 to 5769 and encodes 756 amino acids. Lineage: Eukaryota; Viridiplantae; Streptophyta; Magnoliopsida; Fabales; Fabaceae.
GAACCGAGGACCACACACCUACAAUUUUCUCCACCUUUUCUAACCUAUUUUCCACCACUUUCAAUCCUAACCUAUAUUUCACGUACAAUUCCAGUCGCACAAAAAACGACAUCCAUGUACAAAAUUUUCACUCUCACGAGACAACACUUUUCCAUCCAUACUUACAGUAAUCCCAUUACAAACCAUUCUAAAUUUUCAGCUUUUUCAAUCACUACAAUCACAAAAAAAAACCUGAUACUCUCCUCUCACAAACAAUUCUCAUGGAAGAACAAGCAGUGAAUCCAAGAGAUCAAAAGGAGAAGUAGAGACAAUCAGAAAUCACGACAUUCAUUGACAAUAUGCACUUCAAAAACACUGUCAAAUUACCAGAAAAUCAAUUGUUGACAGAGAAAUUGGAAGACACGUGAAGCCUCUGAUUAGUAUUUGAUCACCACGGACAGCAAGAUACAAGAAAAUAACAAGACAACACAAUUGGAAGCAGUUCAAAGUCGACAUCGAAACGACGACGGAAAAGCACAAAGAAGAGGAUUCAAAUCGAAGAUCCGACGUAAAGCCGUCGAGCCGCACACGAUCUUCUUCAGCUAUCGCAUAGGACCCUCCAAUGCUUCCGAUGAUCAUUCCUCACCGAGCUCCGCCGUCCCGCAACCAGCUUCUCCGUGACGAGUCACUCCAGAUCUAUGCAGCCCCUCCGCCAUGACUCACGGCCGCCUCCUGCGUUCAAACGAUCAGUCGCGCGCCACCAUGGAGCAAGCACAAGGAUUUGUCGACCAUCACAGCACCGCCGCUCACCAUCGAAUCCGUCACCGGUAACCGCUUUACUUUUUUUUUCUCUUCAUCAAUUGCCAAAGUUUAGUGUUGCAAUUUUGAUUAAGUAUGUUUUUUGGUGUUUAAUUGUGAGGAUUUAGUCUUGUAUUUGUUGAUUUUUGGAUGAGAAAGUGAAGAUGAGAAUGGAAGAGAACGAAGGAGAUAAGACUCAGUAAUCUGUGAUGUGUGUUUUCUCUUUGAUUAUUUAUUGCUCAUAUUUAGCUCCUUUUAUUUAGAAAAUAAUGUUGACAGGUGUAGCGGUAUGUAUUGGUGUGUAGCCAUGAGAUUGAAAAGGUCUAACCAUUUUUAAUAUGAAUUUAUUUUAUUGGUGAUUUUAACAUUGUUUUAAUUUGUGGGCAUUGUGUUGUCAAGCAAUCACAUUUUUAUGGAGAUUUCUACUAAUGUUUAACGUUAGUUUUUGUUUUAUCCUAAUAGGAUUUUAAAAUUUUAAAGUAGUGAGGAUUAACAUCCAUGAAAAAUAUUGUCGUACACGACAUAAAUAUUUUGUUUCAAUUCAUAAUUUAAUUUUGUAUUUUAUUAGAAUUGUUUUUCUUGUUUUAAUUAGAAACUCCUUAGUAUGUAUCAUAUUAUUUGAUGUUUCUAUUUCACUUUCCUACCAUUUUCUUGUUUAUUGCGAGGUACAUUCGAGCUGUUCAUCUAUUCUUGCAAAUAUUCGCAAAUUCAUCCUCAAUCUCCUACCAUCCUGAUCUAACGCACAUAAAGCUGAAGGUUUACCGUGCACCCUUAAAGGCUGCCACAAUGAACCAAAGCUAAGUUCUGAUUUUACACUUAUUUAAAUAUUUGUUAUUUUACCCAUUUUUUUUAGGGUUUACCUUUAAAUAUAAUGAAUUCCGCAUACGCUCAAUUCUUUUUUUUCUGUUUGCCUUUGCUCUGCAAAUUUUUUUCAGGGUUAGCCCCGAGUUCCGGACUGCAAACCAUAUCAGAUCAAAUCCAAAGCUAAGUUCCCUGAUUUUUAUAUUUAUUUAUUUAUUCAUUUAUUUUUUUACCUUAUAAAAUAAAUUAGGGUCUAACUUCAAAAGUCAAUGAACUCUUCCUACACUCACUUCCUAUUACUUUCAUCAAUCGAAGCUAGGUUUCUUUUACCUUUUUAUUUCACUUUAUUGUUAUUAUUAUUGAUUAGGGUUAACCCUAAUUAUCAUUUGAAUCGAUAACGCACUCACCCUCUUUUGUUUUCCAUUUUUCCCACAUUUUCAGGGUUUGUCGAAUGCCAAAGCUACGUCAGUGGUAACCCUAAACCAUCUGUUCUGUUUCUUUUAUUAUUACUUAUGUCAAACCCUAUUAAGGGAUCCGCUGGUUACAAUUUCCCUCCCCAUAUCAGUUUUGAUUAUAUUAUUUAAAUGCGUGGUUAGUAAUCCUAGGGAGUGUAACCUUUGAAUUGAACAUAGAAUCACUAAAUUUACAAGAUAAUAUAUUUGAAUAUAAUCACAUGAUUGGUGCACACACGCACGCUUUUGGGUAUCCUCUCUGUUGCCUUGUUGCCUGUUGCCUUGUUGCCUUGUUGCCUUGUAUUUUGUGCAGAAUAGCCAGUCCCUCGAAUACGAGAAUACCUCAGCCACGUUGCCUCGAUUAAAGGUCAUGGUCCCUAAUGAUGCUGCCUUCGAUACACUAACAUGACCUCGACCCUCGGAAGUAGCCUACGAAAAAGGCUGAGGUAUCUUCUGGUUGCCUACAAAAAAGGCUAUUCUGAUCCUUCCUCUGAGACUACCUGCCUCUUUAUGGCAUGGGUCAGUCUUUGAGCGAAUGAUAAUUCGAUGACCCUUCAACCUCCAAACGAAAGGCUUCCUGCCCUCUCAUGGCAAGGAUAGACCCUUUCAUUCUGAAAGGCUAAAAAGAGACCUAUCAUCUGAGUUUAAGGUAGUUGCCCCUAAUUGCCUUGCAAUGCUCAUCUUUAAUAUUCUUUCUCACAAUUCUUCGAAAACUGGCUACGCUCAUUUACGAGCUAAAGUCCAUUUUUUUUCUUUCAUCUACCUUUUUCUAAAAACAAACGAGCUAACACUACGCCAAAUGUUACAUUUAGCAGCGCAACUACAACAGCGCUUUGAGAGAAAGCGCUGCUAUAGCUUUCACUAAAGACAAAAAUAUAAAACAAGGGGAAUAAAGCGCUGGUAUAUGGGGGUCCUACGAAAGCGCUUUUAAAAAGCGCUGUUAUAGGGUGGGCUACGAAAGCGCUUUAUAGAAGCGCCGGUAUAGGGUGGGCUACGAAAGCGCUUUUAAAAGCGCUGCUAUAGGGGUAGCCUACGAAAGCGCUUUUCCCCUAAAAAGCGCUGGUAUAAGGGGUGUUACUAAAGCGCUUUUCAAAAGCGCUCUCGUAGCUAUUUUAAAAUUAAAUUAAUUAAACUAAUUAACACAAAAACACGUUUUGCCCCAAUUAAUUUCUCAGUCUCUCUUCUUCUCCUCGCGUACCUGAAGCCCUAACCACCUUCAUCACUGUUCUCCGACCGUUCCUCCGCCACGACCUUCAUCUUCAAUUGCAGCUCCGGCCGUCACUCCACCACUACCUUCAUCCACAGUUCUCCGACCGUCCCUCCGCCUCUGGUUCGCCGUCUCAGUCGCUGGUUCGCCGUUCUCAGCCGCUGGUUCGCCGUCACCAGUUACUUUGAAUCCUCUGGUUUCUACUUGUUCAACGCCGAUUCAAACCUACCUGUCUCCCACAUCAAGUCUAACUCAGGUUAAAUGGCUCCGGAUAGAGAUGCUCCACCUGAAAACUCACAAGAAAGAGAUGCUCAAGAAAGAGAUGCCACGGAUACAAAUGCUCCACCUGAUACUGAAGCAAAAGAGGUUGCACGAGGCAUCACUAUCAUGAAGGGAAUCGUUCGACAUAGAGACCAAGGAUUAGUAUACCGAUUGGAAUGGAAUUCUGAUAAACAAGCAAUUGGUCCUAAUUCUGCAAAGUUGACAAGUUAUAUUGGUACACUUGUUCGUAUGCAUAUUCCGGUCUCCGUAGCUAGAUGGAAUCUGAAAAGCGAAGACUUGGAUGCGAAAAAAAAAGCGAUUUGGGACGAGCUUCAGAGGACUUUUGAGAUACCAGAUGAUCGUAGAAGCUACAUACUUGGUUUGGCCGGCAAAAGAUAUAGAGGGUGGAAAGCUUUUUUGACAAACACUUAUCUUAAGGAUAAAGAUGGAAACUUUCUUGAAGAGGCACCGGGACGGCCAAAAAAGUAUGAGAUCUUCAUUGGUGAAGAAGAUUGGGCUAAGUUUGUAGAGCAAAGAGAUGAAGAUUUUCGGAAAAGGAGUGCCAAGAAUAGUGCGAGAGCAUCCAAACCCGCAUAUCCAUACAAAAAAGGGCGUUUGGGAUAUGCACGCUUGGAGGAUAAAAUUUUAGAGGAGACUAAAAGUGAGGAAACCUCACUUCCUGAACAUGUGUUGUGGAGGGAAGCUCGUGUGGGCAAGGAUCAUGCUGUCGAUCCCGAAGUUCAGAGAGUUUUUACUGAAUGUGAGACCUUGUCGCAAUCGGCAUCCACCGGUGAGGGGAGCGUACUUAAUAUAGCACUAGAUGCGCCUGAGUAUCCCGGUCGGGUGAGGGGUAAGGGUCAUGGUGUGACUCCAACCUCUUUUUACAAGAGUCCUAGGAGAAGAAAUCCUUCAAAUGAAGAAGUGUUGCAAAAGUUGGCGGAAUUGCAAGCACAAGUCUCUGAAUUGCAAAGAGAUAAAGAGGCGUAUAUGAGAGAAAAGUGCAACACUUCAAUAUCGGUGAAAGAAACUAGUGAUAAGGCUAGUAUCAACUAUCAAAGGAAAUUUCCCGAGGGCAUUUCAUCUUGCCAACUAUACUUAUCGGAACCGAGUUAUCGACUAGUUGGCAAGGGAAAAGUGCACAACACUUUGGGAGAUUUACUUCACCAUAGACCGCUCCCGGAUGGACACCUCAAAGUAUCGGUGGAUGUUGUAGUAGAUCAUGAUGCGAUGCUACCGGUACCUGACAUGGUCUCAGAGACGACAUUGCUGCGAGAUGCAAUAGGAUCAUUUGUUGCAUGGCCCUCGGAGCUCAUUACCAUUAGUGAUGAGACUGCUCCUAUAAAACCCACAGUUAAGGGUAAAGGGAUUUUACAGGAGGAGGAGUCCGUUGCAUCACUAAAAGAGGCAUCCGCUCGAGAGUCACAACAAGUGACGCAGCAAGUUCGUACCGUACCACCCACUGGUCCUCCGAAGCCAGCGGGAAAAAAAGGCGGUGCUUUUGUGCCUCGGUACCGGUCGACGCUCGCAACAAUGGUUGAUAUGUCCGAUUUGAAGGAUGGUGCUUUACGUGAAAUCGUUAUGGAUGAGAGUGUCUUCGGUAUUGAAUUCAAGUCAUUUAUUACACUUGAUGACUUGAAGGAGAUUUUUAAGCAUGAUCAACUAGGCGUCAAUAACAUGCACUCAUACAUUCGGUUGUUGUAUGACAGAGUGUUGCGCGGGACUCCGUUGUCUAACAGAUUCCGUUUCGUGUCUUCCGCCCACUGCAGCGGAAUGGCAAUUGAUUCGGAACCGGAAUCAGUUAGACAGCGCUUAGUAGGUAGAUUCAUGUCCACCGGCAAUACAGAAUGUCUGCAUCUUUGGGCGUAUAAUACCCGACCAGUAGGAGCACACUGGUUGCUGCUUGCUAUCAACCCUAUAAGGGAAGUCGUGUAUUAUCUGAAUUCGGUAAAUGGUGAAUGGACCAAUUAUCCGGCCAUGAAGGACAUCGUUGAUUUAUCAAUACAAGUGUUCCGAAGUCAACGGGACGCACAGGUAUCCCGAACUAAAUCUAGCAACAUUACUUGGAUCCAAGUGCAGUGUCCGCAACAGAAAAACAGUUACGAUUGCGGAUACUUUGUAUUGAGGUUUAUGAAAGAAAUCCUUCAGGCAAAUCAAUUAGAGAUUCCGCUCACGUACCUUGACGAAUUCCGUGCCGCUGGAUACCCGAGACUUAAGUUGGAAGAAAUAAAAGAGGAUUUGUGUCAUUUUUAUAUUAAGCGCUUUUUCAUGUAGGAUUUGUGUCGAAUUGAAGUACUAUAAUAUUAUUGAUGUUGUAAUGAUGUAUAUAUAUAAUUUUGGAUAUUAUAAUGGUAUUAUAUUAGUAUAUAUAUAUAUUGAAUCUACUGAUGGCUGAAAUAAUAUCGUCGAAAAUAAAUUACA